Molecule: messenger RNA, 515 nt
Organism: Vavraia culicis subsp. floridensis
Lineage: Eukaryota; Fungi; Microsporidia; Pleistophoridae
Exons: 1
Coding region: 95-427 (110 amino acids)
Source: RefSeq, a predicted model, not a curated record
AUAGAUGUGAGCUCAAAAUAGAAACAGGAGCAUUUUGAGACAAUGCCUGUCAGUGCGAUGUCAAGGAUAUAAAAAAACUUUCAGAAAAACCUCCAUGCCAAAUUAUACUCAAAGUACGAGAAAUGUCACACAAAGUGUUCCAUCAAUCCCUGAGUUUGGUGGCACAACAGCCAAUACCUCCGAUGUAAUGUACCACGAACCAAAUACAAGCCACGCUAGCAUUAUAUUGACUAUUAUCGCGUUUUUUCUUUUGUAUUUGGUUCUGCUCAGCAUGAUAGCUUGUAUCUACCAUAAAAUGAGAAAGCUCAGCAACGUUGGUAAUCAAAGAUCCAGAGAGUUCAUGUUAGAUACCGGUAACAGGGAAUGUUCAUCAACAUCGGAAAAAGGAUCAACUUCCACUCAAACUAUGCAAGUUACAGAGCUUUAAAUAAAUUUCUAUUGUUCGUUACCUUAAACGCGAUUGCAGCUGAGGCAUGAACUUGGAUCGACCUUGUUCUGGUCAACGUGUAUACCUG